This is a messenger RNA of Gekko japonicus, 2065 nucleotides long. RefSeq names its product cytochrome P450 2K4-like. Gene Ontology annotation, molecular function: oxidoreductase activity, acting on paired donors, with incorporation or reduction of molecular oxygen, reduced flavin or flavoprotein as one donor, and incorporation of one atom of oxygen; heme binding; iron ion binding. The record is from RefSeq and is a predicted model, not a curated record. NCBI's taxonomy places the organism in Eukaryota, Metazoa, Chordata, Lepidosauria, Squamata, Gekkonidae. Gene Ontology annotation, biological process: xenobiotic metabolic process. The coding region runs from base 16 to 1335 and encodes 439 amino acids. Gene Ontology annotation, cellular component: intracellular membrane-bounded organelle; cytoplasm. The transcript is spliced from 9 exons.
AGGCCUUACAGAACCAUGUUCCAGUUAUCCAAGCGAUAUGGUCCUAUCUACAGCUUAAAGCUGGGAUUUCAGAAAAUGGUCAUUCUGACAGGCUAUGAGACUGUAAAGGAGGCUUUGGUGAACCAAGCAGAUGCCUUUGCGGAGAGGGCCAGAGUCCCAAUCUCUGAAAUAGUUUCAGAAGGCCAUGGAGUUAUUCUUUCUCAUGGUGAGAACUGGAAGGUGAUGCGGCGGUUUAUGUUAACCACGUUGCGUGACUACGGAAUGGGCAAGAGGACCACAGAGGACAGGAUUGUUGAAGAAUGCCACUUCCUAAUACAGAAACUUGAAUCCUACAAUGGAAAGCCAUUUGAGACCACUGUAAUCAUGAAUGCUGCUAUUGCCAAUGUUAUAGUGUUCAUAUUACUCGGCAAGCGCUAUGACUAUGAAGAUCCCACUUUUGUGAGACUACUGAACUUGGUCAAUGAAAAUAUCCGUCUUGCCGGAAGUCCCUCGGUCACGCUGUACAACAUGUUUCCUCCUCUGGGUUUUCUUUCUGGUGGUCGCAACACUGUCCUUAAGAACAGGAAAGAACUGCAUGCCUUCAUACAGGCCACCUUCGUAGAACACCUCAAAGAACUGGAUGUGAAUGACCAGAGGAGCUUUAUCGACGCUUUUCUAAUCCAACAGCAAGAGGAGAAGAACAGGAACCAGAGCAAUGAAUUUUUCCAUAACGAAAACCUAAAGUCUGUUGUAACUGACUUAUUUAGUGCUGGCAUGGAGACCACGUCGACUACCUUGCGUUGGGCCCUGUUGCUGAUGAUAAAGUACCCUGAAGUUCAGAAUAAGGUCCAAGAAGAAAUUACCAAGGUGAUUGGGUCUGCUCAGCCUCGCAUUGAACACCGAUCAAAACUGCCGUAUAUAGAGGCGGUAAUCCAUGAAGUCCAGCGGUUUGCUAACAUUGUCCCUCUGGCCAUCCCACAUGCGACCACUGUGGACGUCACCCUGAAAGGCUACUUCAUUCCUAAGGGAAUGGAAGUAAUUCCAUUACUGUACUCUGUGCUGUACGAUGAAUCUCAGUGGGAAAAACCACUUCAGUUCUAUCCGGAGCACUUCCUUGAUUCCGAAGGAAAGUUUAGAAAGAGAGAAGCCUUCAUGCCUUUCUCUGCAGGGCGGCGAAUCUGUGCUGGUGAGACCCUGGCCAAAACGGAGCUCUUCCUCUUCUUUGUGACUCUCCUGCAGAGAUUCACUUUCCAGCCAGCCCCUGGAAUCUUGAGAGAAGACCUGGAACUCACCCCUGCAGUUGGGUUUACGUCGCCUCCCAUGGCCUACGAUUUGUGUGCUUUGCCACGUUCUUAAGAUCAAAGGAUGCUUAUGCUCCCCUGUGUGCACCACCCUCUUUUUUGCACUUUUUCUUGCCUGCCAAGGACAUUUCAGACUCUGUGCAAGUGGACUAUGCUUUGUCACAAACCUUAGUGCUUCCUGCGCCUGUCUGUGAAACCCCUACAGAGACAUUACUUAGUUCAAAAUUUGGACUGCACUUCUUGAGUUAUUUGUGUUUGCUACUUUCUUGUAUUCGCACAUUACGGAUGUCUUUAAACUAUUGAAACAGCCAAAUUAGACUACAGCGAUGGUCUGCUUUCAAGUGAGAUCAAUCAAAUGCUACGCGCCGUGUACAUAAAACAAAUACGUUUCAUUAGGGCUAUGUUUUAGACGUUAGAUUUGCUUCACAAACCCAGAAGGCCACUGGUUUGCUUACCCAUUCCACUCACUUUGGAACUUGUUUGAGCAACUAUACCACCUUAAGUCUGAGAAGGACAUGUAAAAGAAGGACUUUGGGGGCAGAAGAAGGAAGAAGAACCACCCCCCGUACCUCUCUGACUGUCAGAGAGGUGCAGGCUCAUUGGGUUUUCUCCCUGCUUCUGCAGCCAAAGUCAGCUGGGGAAGCAGGAAGAAGUCCUCCUCCUGCGCCUCUCCAACAGUCAGAGAUGUGCAGCAGCUCAUGUGGGCUCCGGAGGGAUGGGGAGGGGAGAGGAGGGACUGAAAGUGAUGGGUCAGGGCUAAUCCGGUAGGGGGUGUUGCCUCAAAA